AGGCACUGGCUGCUCGGCGGUUCCGAUGAGCGGCUGCUGCUGGUGGUCUUUCUGCAGAUGUAUUGCUGUCACUGAACACUGGCCCAUUGGAAAGCACUAGAGAAGCUCAGCCAUCAGUAUGUCCAAGUACAAACUGAUUAUGUUAAGACAUGGAGAGGGUGCUUGGAAUAAAGAGAACCGUUUUUGUAGCUGGGUGGAUCAGAAACUUAACAGUGAAGGAAUGGAAGAAGCUCGGAACUGUGGGAAGCAACUCAAAGCGCUAAACUUUGAGUUUGAUCUUGUGUUCACAUCCAUCCUGAACCGAUCCAUCCACACAGCCUGGCUGAUCCUGGAAGAGCUGGGGCAGGAAUGGGUUCCCGUGGAAAGCUCCUGGCGUCUCAAUGAGCGUCACUAUGGAGCCUUGAUCGGUCUCAACAGGGAGCAAAUGGCUUUGAAUCACGGCGAGGAACAAGUGAGGCUGUGGAGAAGGAGCUACAGUGUGACCCCACCGCCCAUAGAGGAGUCCCAUCCUUACUACCACGAGAUCUACAACGACCGGAGAUAUAAAGUGUGCGACAUUCCUUUGGAUCAGCUGCCACGAUCCGAGAGCUUAAAGGAUGUUCUGGAGAGACUCCUUCCUUAUUGGAAUGAAAGGAUUGCUCCUGAAGUAUUAAGUGGUAAAACCAUUCUGAUAUCUGCUCAUGGAAAUAGCAGCCGGGCACUCCUGAAACAUCUGGACGGUAUCUCAGAUGAAGACAUUAUCAACAUUACUCUUCCUACUGGAGUCCCCAUUCUCCUGGAACUGGAUGAGAACCUGCAUGCCGUUGGACCUCACCAGUUCCUCGGCAACCAAGAGGCUAUCCAAGCAGCCAUUAAGAAAGUAGAGGAUCAAGGAAAAGUGAGACGCGCUGACAAAUAAAAUCUUUCCCAUGUGCUAGCUAGGGAUAGCUGCAGAAGGAUUGGUAUGCGGUGUGUUGUGGGUGCUGAUCUCGCUUUUUUUUUUUUUCUCCCCCGCUGAUUUUUCCUGAUUUUCCCAGAUCUAGGCUGUGGGGUAGAGUUUGUAUAAGUAACUAGGUAACUUAUGUUGGCCCAGAUAAAGGCUUUAGGAUGCCUGAGUGCUAAUGUCAUAAGCCUUAUGCGUUAGCCCCUGCCGGCCCCGUUUGAAUUAGUCACUAAGUUAGUCACCAGUGGGGCUUAAUCAAUGUCAUAAGUUUCCGAGAUGGGGGAGCAACAAGUGGAGGUCAAGUUCAAGGUAUUCCUCAUUCAAUAAAUCAGUAUAGAGUGACCACUGACAGGCACUACUUACUCCAAUAAGUAGUUCACAUUUAUAUUUACUGAGACUUUCUAGGAUGAUAAUAAAGGGUGUUAGAUAACACACUAUACUUAAGUAUUUAUUACUAGUCUUUUCCUCUAGGGAAAGGGAUGCUUU
Balaenoptera acutorostrata (minke whale) is the source of this 1408-nucleotide messenger RNA. Its product is annotated as bisphosphoglycerate mutase. The coding region runs from base 119 to 898 and encodes 259 amino acids. The record is from RefSeq and is a predicted model, not a curated record. Gene Ontology annotation, biological process: glycolytic process. Gene Ontology annotation, molecular function: intramolecular phosphotransferase activity. Lineage: Eukaryota; Metazoa; Chordata; Mammalia; Artiodactyla; Balaenopteridae. The transcript has a single exon.